GAACUACAACUCCUAAAAACAAACACAGAGCAACAGAAUAAAAAGAAAAAAAAAAAAACUGAGAACAAGAAGUAGAGAUAGAGAAAUAAAAAGGAGAAAAAAGAGAAAGUUUGAAACGACCUCGUUUUCACUGUUUCUUCUUAAAGAAGAAAGAAAAUUCUCCGAUCUCACUAUAGGUUUAACCAAAAUUAGAUAAUGACCUCGCUUAGUAGAGAGCUUGUUUUUCUUAUACUUCAGUUUCUUGAUGAAGAGAAAUUCAAAGAAACUGUUCAUAAACUGGAGCAAGAAUCAGGAUUUUUCUUCAACAUGAGGUAUUUUGAGGAUAUGGUGACAAAUGGAGAGUGGGAUGAAGUGGAGAAGUACUUGUCAGGAUUCACUAAGGUUGAUGAUAACAGAUACUCUAUGAAGAUUUUCUUCGAGAUUCGCAAGCAGAAGUACCUUGAAGCUUUAGACAAGCGGGAUCGCGCGAAAGCAGUCGAGAUUUUAGUGAAGGAUUUGAAAGUGUUUGCAGCAUUCAAUGAAGAACUUUUUAAAGAAAUUACGCAAUUACUGACAUUAGAAAACUUUAGAGAUAACGAACAGCUAUCUAAAUAUGGAGAUACUAAGUCGGCUAGAAAUAUAAUGCUUGCUGAACUCAAAAAGUUGAUAGAGGCUAAUCCUCUUUUCCGAGACAAGCUUCAGUUUCCAACAUUGAAGAAUUCAAGAUUGCGGACACUUAUUAAUCAAAGUUUGAACUGGCAGCAUCAACUCUGUAAGAAUCCAAGGCCUAAUCCUGAUAUAAAGACCCUUUUUGUGGAUCACAGUUGUGGACAACCAAAUGGGGCACGGGCUCCAUCCCCUGUCACUAAUCCUUUAAUGGGUGCCCUGCCUAAGGCAGGGGGUUUCCCACCGCUGAGUGCUCAUGUUCCAUUUCAGCCGACACCUGCUGCUCUUCCAACAUCUCUUGCUGGUUGGAUGGCAAAUUCAUCUGCUGUACCUCACCCGUCAGCUUCUGCUGGACCAAUUGGUUUAUCGGCACCUAAUAAUGCAGCAAUCAUAAAGCGUCCUAGGACCCCCCCUACGAAUAAUCCAUCUAUGGAUUACCAAACAGCAGAUUCUGAAAAUGUAUUGAAGAGAACAAGACCGUUUGGAAUAUCAGAUGAGGUUAGCAAUCUACCUGUAAAUAUUCUGCCUGUUGCAUACAGUAGUCAGAACCACGGACCGAGUUCCUACUCUUCUGAUGACUUGCCGAAGACUCUUGUUAUGGCCUUAAAUCAAGGUUCAGCAGUUAAAAGCAUGGAUUUCCAUCCGGUGCAACAAAUUUUACUUCUUGUUGGCACAAGCAUGGGUGAUGUGAUGGUCUGGGAGUUGGGUAGCCGAGAGAGGAUUGCUCUAAAGAAUUUUAAGGUUUGGGAGCUGGGUGCACGUUCAGUGGGUCUGCAGGCAUCUCUUACCAAUGAUUAUACAGCAUCAGUUAACCGUGUGGUGUGGAGUCCUGAUGGAGCGCUUUUUGGUGUUGCAUACUCUAAGCACAUCGUGCACCUCUAUUCCUAUCAUGUUGGUGAUGAUGUAAAAAAUUAUCGUGAGAUUGAGGCCCAUAAUGGGAGUGUUAAUGAUCUUGCUUUCUCUUAUCAUGACCGGCUAAGUGUCAUCAGUUGCGGUGAAGAUAGGGUCAUUAAGGUAUGGGAUCCACUUACAGGAAAUCCGAAAUUCACUUUUGAGGGUCAUGAAGCACCUGUAUAUUCUGUGUGUCCACAUCACAAGGAAAGUAUUCAGUUUAUCUUUUCAACGGCUACUGAUGGAAAGAUAAAGGCAUGGUUGUAUGAUAACCUGGGAUCUAGAGUUGACUAUGAUGCACCUGGCCACUCAUCUACCACAAUGGCAUAUAGUGCUGAUGGAACAAGGUUAUUCUCAUGUGGGACAAAUAAAGAGGGAGAAUCACACCUAGUGGAAUGGAAUGAAAGUGAAGGAACUGUUAAGCGUUCUUAUAUUGGUCUGGGAAAGCGGUCUAUGGGGGUUGUGCAAUUUGAUACUACCAAGAAUCGCUUCUUGGCUGCUGGUGAUGAGUUCAUGGUCAAAUUUUGGGACAUGGACAACAUCAAUCUUUUGACCAGUAUUGAUGCAGAGGGUGGACUGCCGGCUUCUCCUUGUAUUAGAUUCAACAAGGAUGGAUCAUUGUUAGCCAUCUCAACAAAUGAUAAUAGCAUUAAAUUUCUAGCAAAUUCAGAAGGCAUUAGACUGCUAAGGACAGUGGAGAAUCGUACAUUUGAUGCUUCCAGGGCUGCUUCAGCAGCUGUUGUGAAGGGACCUGCAAUCGGCAAUUUCCCUACUGGAAAUGCUACUGCUAGUACCAGCAUCAGCAUUGUGGAAAGAGCGGCUGCUGUUGCACCUAUGGUUGGAAUUAACAAUGAUAGUCGAAUUUUGGCUGAUGUGAAACCUAGAAUUGCAGAUGAACCAAUAGAAAAUUCUAGGAUUUGGAAAUUGACUGAAGUAAAUGAACCAUCACAGUGCCGCUCUCUGAGGCUUCCAGAUAAUUUGACAGCCAUGAGGGUUUCUAGACUGAUAUAUACAAAUUCCGGACUUUCUUUAUUGGGAUUAGCUUCAAAUGCAGUGCACAAGCUCUGGAAAUGGCAGAGAAAUGAUAGAAAUCUGAGUGGGAAGGCCACUGCUAGUGUAGUACCACAAUUAUGGCAGCCCUCUAGUGGAAUAUUGAUGACUAAUGAUAUUAGUGACACAAAUCCUGAAGAUUCCGUUCCGUGCUUUGCUUUAUCAAAGAAUGACUCUUAUGUUAUGUCAGCUUCUGGGGGGAAAAUCUCUCUUUUCAAUAUGAUGACAUUUAAGACAAUGACCACAUUCAUGCCCCCACCACCAGCUGCAACAUUUCUGGCUUUUCAUCCUCAGGACAAUAAUAUCAUUGCUAUUGGAAUGGAGGAUUCAUCUAUCCAAAUCUAUAAUGUUCGCGUGGAUGAGGUUAAAACAAAGUUAAAAGGUCAUCAGAAAAGAAUUACGGGCCUCGCUUUCUCUCACUCGCUAAAUGUGCUUGUAUCUUCUGGAGCUGAUGCUCAGUUGUGUGUUUGGAGCACAGAUGGGUGGGAGAAGCAGGCUAGCAAAUUCUUGCAAAUUCCACCUGGACGGGUUUCAGCUUCUCUUGUGGAUACACGUGUUCAAUUCCACCUUGAUCAGACCCAUCUGCUGGCAGUACAUGAGUCGCGGAUAGCUAUAUAUGAAGCACCAAAAUUAGAAUGCGUUAAACAGUGGUUCCCCUGGGAAUCAAGUGGUCCAAUUACGCAUGCCACCUAUUCCUGUGAUAGCCAGACAAUAUAUGUUAGCUUUGAAGAUGCAAGUGUGGGUGUUCUCACUUCUUCAACACUCGCGUUGAGAUGCAGAAUAAAUCCUACUGCUUAUUUACCUCCCAAUCCUAGUUUGAGGGUAUAUCCUCUUGUCAUAGCUGCACAUACAUCUGAGCCCAAUCAGUUCGCAUUAGGACUAACAGAUGGAGGAGUCUAUGUGCUCGAGCCCUUGGAGUCGGAAGGAAAAUGGGGCACCUCUCCUCCACUUGAAAAUGGUGCUGGUCCUAGCACCACUUCCAAUGCAGCAGGUUCAGAACAAGCUCAAAGGUGACAACUAAAUGUCCAUGGCGCUGACCAAGGUCCUUGAGUGUAUGUAUCUGUUUCUUGUGAUCCCGCUCCCUGGGUUCGCCACAAUGAUUUUCGAGGGGAAGCUGUGGAAAUUAGGUGUUAUAGGUUCAGCAUACUUCGCCGACCUGACAGAGAUCGUAUAAAUGACAUCAUAACUAGAUUGUCUCUCAAGGAAGGGUGUCACUGGUUCCCCUCAUCCAGAAUGAUUGGAGAAGCAUUAGUGUUUGUGCUGUAAAUUUAGGGGUUGAAAAAUGUGAAAAACAAAAUGGAAGGUGGUCUGAGAAUAGAAUUUUAAAGGUACUUUUUAGAGAAAAAGUUACGAGUUGGUUGGGCUGGGAGUACCGGCUGUUUAUUAUAUUCAUUUUUCAUCUAGCUCUCAUUCAAGUAUAGUGGUCUAACUGAUUGUCAUUGUUUUCUUAGACGUGAGCACAUACCAUACUGGAGACAUCAUUAUUACCCUCAUUCCUAUUUCUAUACAAUGUCAUUACUGGUUCUUCUUUA
Molecule: messenger RNA, 4118 nt
Organism: Ricinus communis (castor bean)
Lineage: Eukaryota; Viridiplantae; Streptophyta; Magnoliopsida; Malpighiales; Euphorbiaceae
Product: topless-related protein 4
Exons: 26
Coding region: 196-3600 (1134 amino acids)
Biological process (GO): regulation of DNA-templated transcription
Molecular function (GO): protein binding
Source: RefSeq, a predicted model, not a curated record